UUGAGUAUUGAUGAUGUCACGAAGAUUGUAACAACCUACGAAUCGGUGAAACAGCAGGCCGAAUCGAUGAGCAUUCAUGCCGCUACUUCUGCAAAUCCUUCGACUACCUAUGAACCAUUCGAAGGUAUAAAUAGAAUUCAGCAAAACUCCUCAAAAGAGUGCACACGGUGUGGGCGUAGAGGGCAUUUUGCGACAGACAUUUCCUGUCCUGCUCGCGGUAAAGAGUGCAAUAAAUGUAAGCGAAUAGGGCACUUCGCAACUCAGUGCCGCACCGUUCUAACAUCGAAACGGAAAUACGUAGGUACGACUCGGGGCGGGAAACGAUUCCAACCCGAGCGGGUUCGUGAAAUUGAAGUUUACAAACGUGACGAAGAUAAAUGUAAUGAGAGCACAAGUCAAAACUUCAUAUUCCAAAUCAGUGAUGGAGACGAGUUACUAUGGCUAGAUGUCGGAGGCGUUCUGCUGCAAGUUCUAGUUGAUUCAGGAUGCAAACAGAAUAUAAUCGAUGAGAAGUCUUGGGAAUAUCUGAAAGCCAAUUCAGCCAAGGUCUGGAACCAACAAAAAGAAUGUGAUGAGGUUUUCUUGCCGUACGGUGAUCAGGCAAAACCAUUAACUGUACUGGGUAAAUUUGAAACCCUGGUGAAAAUUGUAGACGCAGGGCAGGUUUAUGAGAAGGAAACAACGUUCUACGUUGUUAAAGGUGGACAGCAAUGUUUACUAGGUCGUGCAACUGCUACAGAUUUGGGGGUGUUGGUCAUUGGCAUGCCUAGUUCACAUGGAGUGGCGUCGCUUAAAAUGACCUCCAAAUAUUGUUUCCCUAAAAUGAAAGGUAUCAAGGUUAGUAUUCCCAUCGAUCCCACGGUCAACCCAGUUUGUCAACAUCCCCGAAGGCCACCUAUUGCGCUUACGACCAGAAUAGAAGAGAAAUUAAAAUCCUUACUUGCCAAUGACAUCAUUGAACCGGUUGAAGGGGGUUGCCAAUGGGUGUCCCCGUUAGUUACAGUGGUAAAAGACAACGGCGACUUACGCCUAUGCGUAGACAUGCGUAGAGCAAACGCGGCAAUCCUCAGAGAAAGACACAUGAUGCCAACUAUUGAGGAUUUUCUUCCCAGAUUCACGUCAGCAAACUUUUUUAGUAGGCUAGACAUAAAAGAGGCUUUUCACCAAGUCGAAUUAGAUGAAAGCAGCCGGUACAUUACAACGUUUAUCACGCACAUUGGUUUAUUUCGAUAUAAACGACUCAUGUACGGUAUAGUUAUUGCACCGGAGAUAUUCCAGCGGAUUCUUGAGCAGAUCCUUAGCCGCUGCAGUAAAUUUGCUGUCAACUUCAUUGAUGACAUUUUUAUCUUCACGGAAACUGAAGAGAAACACGAUGAAGCUCUAAAAGUUGUACUGUCUACACUCCGUGAUUAUGGGGUACUGUUGAACAAGGACAAAUGUAUAUUCAAGGUUACGACAUUGGAUUUUUUGGGUCAUACCAUUUCAUCGGAGGGUAUACUACCAUCGAGUAAAAAGAUCGAAGCACUGACAAAGUUUCGCCCCCCCACCAAUCAAGAAGAGUUGCGAAGCUUCCUUGGUCUAGUGACUUAUAUAGGACGUUUUCUACCAGACCUAGCGACCACAACUGCGCCUCUACGAGAACUUACGCAUUCUGGGGUGAAAUUUUCUUGGGGAGAAGACCAACGACAAGCAUUUGAAAAACUAAUUAAAAUGAUUGCUGAUGUCAAACUCCUAAGAUUCUUUGAUAACUCUCUAAGAACGCGUGUUAUCGCCGACGCUUCACCAGUGGCUCUUGGAGCCGUUCUGCUUCAGUUUGAGGGUACAACAGAUGAUGAUCCUCGUCCGAUUGCAUAUGCGAGCAAAAGUCUAACACCAACUGAACGCAGAUACUGCCAAACCGAGAAGGAAGCUCUCGCGUUGGUUUGGGCAGUGGAGCGUUUUUCGUGCUACCUGUUGGGCCGCACUUUCGAGCUGGAAACGGACCACAAGCCGUUGGAAGCAAUAUUCAAACCGACUUCUCGACCGUGCUCAAGAAUAGAACGAUGGGUGCUCCGUUUGCAAUCGUUUUCUUUCACCGUAAAGUAUCGCAAGGGUUCGAGUAAUAUUGCGGACCCGUUAUCGCGACUAGUGGUUGAAAAUGUAUGUGAGGAUUUCGACGCUGAGAAUAAGUUUAUGGUCCUGGCGAUUCUAGAAUCAGCAGCGAUCGACAUCGAAGAGCUUGAGGAGUCAACGGAAACAGAUCCAAUUCUAGCUGCGGUAAAAAAGUGUCUAUACUUGGGCUUGUGGGAUACACCAGAAGUCAAACCAUACGCACCGUUCAAAAGCGAGUUGGGGUUGGUAGGAAAUGUGAUUGUCCGUGGCGACAAACUAGUCGUGCCGCUGAAGUUGCGGUCAAGAAUGUUGGAUUUGGCUCACGAAGGGCACCCUGGCGAAUCCGUCAUGAAACGUCGCCUAAGGGAUCGAGUUUGGUGGCCUGGGAUGGAUCGCGAAGUUACCAGUCGCGUUGUAAAUUGUGAAGGAUGUCGUUUAGUCUCAAUUCCAAACAAACCUGAACCAAUGCUUCGGCGGCAAUUGCCGUGCAAACCAUGGGUCGAUAUAGCCAUCGAUUUCUUGGGACCAAUGCCAAGUGGUGUAUACUUACUGGUGGUUAUCGACUACUAUAGUCGUUACAAAGAAGUUGAGAUUAUGCACAAGAUCACGGCUAAAGAAACGGUUACAAGGUUGAACAGCAUCUUCACUCGUUUAGGUUACCCACGAACGAUUACGUUAGACAAUGCAAAACAAUUUGUUGGCAUUGAACUCGAGGAAUACAGCCGGAAGCAUGGCAUACACUUGAACCACUCGACACCAUAUUGGCCCCAGGAAAAUGGGCUGGUAGAAAGGCAGAAUAGGUCACUACUAAAACGGCUGCAAAUCAGUAAUGCCCUUGGUAGGAAUUGGGUCCAAGAUCUACAAGAGUACUUAGUGAUGUACUACACCACACCGCAUUCAACGACAGGCCGCACUCCAACCGAACUCCUCUACGGCAGGACAAUCAGAUCCAAAAUCCCAGCUUUUCAGGACAUCGAGACGGCGCCAUCUUUUUCGGAUGUUGCAGACAGAGAUCGUUUGUUAAAGGAUAAGGGGAAGGAAAAUGAGGAUAUACGUAGAAGAGCACGGAAAUCGUCAAUUGAUCUCGGAGACACCGUAUUGAUGCAGAACCUCUUGCCUGGCAAUAAGCUCCAAACAACAUUUGGUCAAAAAGAGUACAAGGUAGUAGAUCGUUCCGGACCACGAGUAACAAUUGAGGAUUUGGAAAGCGGGAAAUCGUACGACCGAAACGUUUCCCAUUUAAAGAAAGUACCAGAACCAGCACAAGUUUCUACAGACGUUACAGAAACUCCAAAGGAUGAUAUUCAGCGAGCUAUGAUCCAAGAAGUAAGUGACGACACUUCAGAGGAGGAUUUCGCCGGUUUCGAAAAUGAGGCAGCAACAGUUAGAACAUCAGUUCAGGAGUCGAUAAACAGGAAACAGAGAACUCGCAAACCGCCGACUAGAUUUAAUGAUUACCAACUUUGAUACUUAAUUUGAUAAAAGGGGAGAUGUGGUGCCUA
Armigeres subalbatus is the source of this 3593-nucleotide messenger RNA. RefSeq lists its product as uncharacterized. The record is from RefSeq and is a predicted model, not a curated record. Gene Ontology annotation, biological process: DNA integration. The transcript is spliced from 2 exons. The coding region runs from base 67 to 3558 and encodes 1163 amino acids. Gene Ontology annotation, molecular function: zinc ion binding; nucleic acid binding. NCBI's taxonomy places the organism in Eukaryota, Metazoa, Arthropoda, Insecta, Diptera, Culicidae.